AUGGAGACCUCCAAGUCUACGGAGGAAUCUCAAUCGCGCGAUUUUGACAGCUUUGAUGUAUCCGUUUCUUUCAGAUCUUUAGAUGUACAGCCCAGCUCGGAAGAACUGGAGACCACUUCAGAACCCAUUCCUUCCAGUGACAGUCCUAGGUCUGCCCUAGAGUUUAUAACUGCCCCAGUUGUACUACCUACAAGGGUUCCUGGGCUCACAGAGCUCUCCGAGGCCGCCUGCUUUGCUUCCCAUCAGAUGGGCCAUGGGAGUUUGGGCUAUCAGCCCCUCUAUGUUUCUUACGUUCCUCGGAAUCCCUGUAACACCGCAGACUUCAGCUCAGGCCCUGCAACUGCCUCUUCUUAUCCUGCCCAUAGCUCUGGUCACAGCUCUGAGUCUGACCCUUGCUGUGGUCUUGGCCAGAGCUUUGAGCCUUGCCAGGGCUCUGGGCCUGGGCCUGCCCCUACACCUGUCCCUGCCCCUACACCUCCUGCCUCUGCACCUGGUCCUGCCCACUCUGUGUUCAGAAGCACGGCACCAUGUCUGUUCCCUAUAUGGAAUCCUCCGCCCUGCCACUGGGAGCCACACCAACAGCCCUGGGAAGCUCUGCAAGUCUCAGAACCUGGGGCGCGGGGCCCACAUAAGCCACCAGAGGUUGAAAAGGAACCUGGGUUUCUCUGUAAAACCCUGCCACGUGGCCAAUGUCUCCUCUACAACUGGGAGGAAGAGAGAGCCACCAACCACCUGGAUCAACUGCCAGGAUUCCAAGAUGGCUCUGAGAGUUACUUCUUCCGACACGGACACCAGGGGCUGCUGACUAUGCAACUUCAAUCACCCAUGCCUUCUAGCACCACCCAGAAAGACUCGUACCAGCCCCCAAGAAAAGCCUGCCACCCGCUUCGAGGGAAGCGUGAAGGCAUGUUGGAGCUGCUCCUGCACCACCAAAUCUGUAAAGAGGUGCAGGCAGAACAAGAACCUCCAAGGAAGCUCGUUGAGCCUGAGUCGGUAACACACCAUGACUACAAAGUGGAGCUGGUACUAAGAGGGCCUCCAGCCCCAACGAAGCCUCAUGAUUACCGCCAGGAACAGCCUGAGAGCUUCUGGAUACAGCGAGCGCCACAGCUACCGGGUGUCAGUAACAUCAAGACGCUGGACACGCCAUUCCGGAAGAACUGCGCCUUCUCGACACCGGUGCCCUUGUCUCUGGGGCAGCCUUUGCCCUAUGAACUUGACAGUGGCCCCCAGCAAAUGGGGACAGUGUCUUCCCUUGCCUGUCAGGGAGGAGGGCAAGGGUGUGGAAGAGAGAGAACAGCUCUACUCUAAGAUUCAGGGGGCAAGGGGACAUGGAAAUUGGAGUCUAUUUCUGUUGUUUAUACUACAGAGGUGGAGUUAAUUCUCUGUACUUGGCAAGGGAGUUUUACAUAAAGCACUCCU
Messenger RNA from Acomys russatus (golden spiny mouse), 1422 nucleotides. It is a transcript of the gene Spag8, whose product is annotated as sperm associated antigen 8. The record is from RefSeq and is a predicted model, not a curated record. Gene Ontology annotation, molecular function: microtubule binding. Gene Ontology annotation, biological process: positive regulation of transcription by RNA polymerase II. The transcript is spliced from 8 exons. Gene Ontology annotation, cellular component: nucleus; cytoplasm. Bases 1 to 1311 code for a protein of 436 amino acids. NCBI's taxonomy places the organism in Eukaryota, Metazoa, Chordata, Mammalia, Rodentia, Muridae.